AUGCCGCUCUUGCAGUAUCGCGCUAUCCUCAUUGUGGUUAUCUGUGGAUUGUACCUCACGUACGUUGUCUACGCGAUCGGCUUCUUUCAUAGCCCUGCGCCUUCAAGAACACACAUGAAAUCGCUCGCUUGUCGGUAUCGUGUGUCGACGAUCACCAAGAUGCAGAAGGAAAAGGAUGAAGACAUGGAUAGAAAGGAAAUGAUCCUCAAGCAGCUUGCGGCCUCCGAUCGGCCGAGUGGCAAGACAGUCGAAGCUCCCAAAGACUCUGCUCCACCAGGAGCGAUUCCAGACUACAUGUACUUCUUCUUCCCUAUCCUCGGGGCCUUCACCGCCUUUGCUGUGCAGUACUUCAGCAAGAGUCAGCUCCCCUUCGGAUAG
Guillardia theta CCMP2712 is the source of this 378-nucleotide messenger RNA. RefSeq lists its product as hypothetical. The record is from RefSeq and is a predicted model, not a curated record. The transcript is spliced from 6 exons. NCBI's taxonomy places the organism in Eukaryota, Cryptophyceae, Pyrenomonadales, Geminigeraceae. Bases 1 to 378 code for a protein of 125 amino acids.